Messenger RNA from Pyricularia oryzae 70-15, 444 nucleotides. RefSeq lists its product as uncharacterized. The record is from RefSeq and is a predicted model, not a curated record. Lineage: Eukaryota; Fungi; Ascomycota; Sordariomycetes; Magnaporthales; Pyriculariaceae. The transcript has a single exon. The coding region runs from base 1 to 444 and encodes 147 amino acids.
AUGCGCGCUUCGAUUAUUACCCUCACCGUCUUGUCCCUGGUUCUUCACGUUGCUGCAUCUGCAGCCAAACCCCCGGUCCUCCCAGAUCUGCUCUAUUUUGGUACUCAGCGCGACAUGAAGACCAUACAUUCUGACGGAGGCCUUCUCCCAGGGGAUGUCCUGGCAGGCCACGCUAGGUAUCUUUACCUCAUGUUCCGGGACGAACCUGAAUUCAAGCUCUCUACGGUGCUGGCCGCAAGGGAUGGUCAUACGUACACCGUCAUGACGAGGAAUUGGACAAGCAGUUUUAAACCUCUGGAUGACGAGGGGAGAAGUUGGGAAGCGACGGAGAAAAUCCCUUUUCUGGCAGUUGUGGGACGGGAGGAAUUCAGAAAGGGCCACAUACCUAUUUACUAUGAUAUCUUUGAUUGGCAGUGGGACCAGAAUGAGAACAAGGCCGCCUAG